AUAUGUGGGACCCAUUUUCAAACAUCAUUCGCCUUAUAAAUAUAACUAUAAAACCAACCCCUUAAAAUUCACAUAAAACAACAAAUACCAUCAAAUUUUGUGGUAACAAAAAUAAACCUACUACUAGAAUAUCCCUCCCUUUCUUUCUUUCUUGUCCUACAACCUAUAACACGUGUGAUAUUAUUAUACAUGGCUAUCACCGGAGCACCGGGGAGGUUCCCGGCGGGGCGCCGGGUGUUGGCUUAUGAUACUUCGAUGGGCGAUGAGAAGUUGGAGUAUUGCGACGAGCUAGCGGUUAGCUCGUCGGAUUCGGUGUUCGGGUUUUUGGAGGGGUCUAUUGAGAGUACCACGAGUAAUGAAGGGUAUCAUCAAGAGGGUGAUGCUAUAUUUGAUGAAGAGGAAGAAGGGGAGAAUUCGGGGAAUAUCUUUGAAGAAAAUAAGACUUUUUGGGAAAAUCAGCAUAAUCUUUUGCAGGCAACAUUGUGCCGGACGACAUCUCUAGAAACGGGUAUUAGAAAUGUGACCAAAGAGGCAUUGAAAGAGUUGCAAGAUCAAGGGCAUUAUUGUAAAUGCGGCAAAGCGGUGGCGGGAAACAAUUGCCGAAGUUGCAUGAUAAGAGAGGUCUCUAGUAGGCUUCGAAUAGCCGGAUACAACAGCGCGAUUUGCCGGACAAAAUGGAGAAGUACACCAGAAAUCCCUGCAGGUGAGCACACAUUCAUUGAUGUAGUUGAUAAUUCAAGCUCGAAAAGGGGAGAAGUAAGGGUGAUAAUCGAAUUAAGUUUCAGAGCGGACUUUGAGAUUGCAAGAGCAAGCGACGAUUACAACCGAUUAGUCAGUCGCUUGCCCGAGGUCUUCGUAGGGAAAGCCGACCGACUAAAGGCCUUGAUCAAGGUAUUGUGUGCCGCAGCCAAGAAGUGCAUGAAGGAUAAGAAAAUGCACAUGGGACCUUGGAGGAAGCAAAAAUACAAGCAAGCAAAGUGGUUUAGCACUCCUUAUGAGAGAAAAGAGGAGGUUAAUGCACCAGCAAAUCGCGUUAAUUCGAGUCAAAUUAGCAAGCCUGCACGGGCAGCUUCUAUGCUAACAAUAGCAUUGAUGGAUAUGCAUAGGAAACCAGUUGCAGUUGUGUAACAAUUCCUCCAUUUCGCGGGUUAUCAUCAUUUUUUUUGUAUUGUACGUAAUCAAUGAUCCUUCCUUUAGUCUUGAAGAGUGUAUAGGAAUUGCGGAAUGUAUUACUAGUAGGUAGAGUGUGUGUUGUAGUUGUGACUUUAGAUUGCCAAACAUGGCUUUUGCAAUAGUGUGCAAUCUUCAUUUCUUGUUGCUACUUGUCUUGUUAGUUAAUACUCCCUCCGUCCCCGAAACUUCGACCCUUUUGGGUUGAUUUCGCGGGUAUUAAGAAAGUUAUUGGAAGUAUAAGAGUAUAUGGGGAAGCUAAGAAAAGUAAAUUGAAAAAGGAAAUUUACAUCGGAAUUGCAAAAAAGUAGAGAGAGAAAGUAAUAAAAGUUUAUAGAAAAA
This is a messenger RNA of Chenopodium quinoa (quinoa), 1512 nucleotides long. RefSeq lists its product as uncharacterized. Lineage: Eukaryota; Viridiplantae; Streptophyta; Magnoliopsida; Caryophyllales; Amaranthaceae. The transcript is spliced from 3 exons. The record is from RefSeq and is a predicted model, not a curated record. Bases 190 to 1128 code for a protein of 312 amino acids.